Molecule: messenger RNA, 1383 nt
Organism: Lepidothrix coronata (blue-crowned manakin)
Lineage: Eukaryota; Metazoa; Chordata; Aves; Passeriformes; Pipridae
Product: la-related protein 6-like
Exons: 3
Coding region: 1-1383 (460 amino acids)
Biological process (GO): RNA processing
Cellular component (GO): nucleus
Molecular function (GO): mRNA binding
Source: RefSeq, a predicted model, not a curated record
AUGUCAUCAUGCAGCUCAGGGGUGGCCUCAGGGCUCGAUUCCCGGCCCAGAUGCAAUGCUCCAGGGCUGGUGCAAGGAAAUUCCUUCCUGGCACGGCACCUCCUCCCCCCGCGGAGCCACUCACUUACCCUGCUCAGCCAGGAGGGCACCUUGGAGAGCUUCGACAGAAGGGUCCGUGACCUGAGUGAUGCUUUGGGCUCUAACCUGCUGGACCGCAGCUGCUCCCUCCCCGACCCGCAGCUGGUCCGCAGGAUCGUGUCCCAGGUGGAAUUCUACCUGUCCGAUGAGAACCUGGCCAGGGACGCUUUCCUCCUGAAACACGUCCAGAAGAACAAGAUGGGCUUUGUCAGCAUCAAACUACUGACAUCCUUCAAGAAGGUGAAGUACCUGACACGUGACUGGCAGCUCACGCUCUAUGCCCUGAAAUUCUCAGAGCUGCUGGAGGUGAACAAGGAGGGCACCAAAGUGAGGCGCCGGGUGCCAAUCCCCGAGGCCCUGCUGAGCAUCCCCCCCAGCAAACUGCUGCUGGCCUGGGAGCUGCAGCCCCGGGAGCAGGACCCACUGCUGCUGCCGCUGCUCCAGGAGAACUUCCUGGAGAUCAUCCUGAGGAUGUUCAGCCCCUUCGGAGCCAUUGCCUCCAUCCGCGUCCUGCGACCAGGCCGAAAGCUGCCCUCGGACGUGAGGAGAUACUCAGCCAAGUUCCCCGAGCUGCUGAGCAGGUGCUGUGCCCUGGUGGAGUAUGAGAGCCUGGACAGCGCCUGCAGGGCCUUUGAGGACCUCGGGCACCGUGACUGUGACAGUGGCAUCAAGGUGGUCCGGCUGUGCGGGAAGGGGAACAGGAGGAAACUUGGGGAAGAGAGGCAGGUGGUGGAGGAGCUGGUGGAUCAGCCAGGCUGGAAGGUGCAGGGAGCUGCCCUGAGCCUCCCUUACAGCCACGAGGACUCCCUACUCUGCAGCUCUCCGGGGUCGGAUGAUGCCUCGGGGCCGCUGUCCCUUCUCCUGAACGAGGACCCUGUGGCACCUUCCUGGCCUGGCAGCAACUUCAAGCCUGGGAAUUUCAGCGCCUUCACCGGAUCACUCCUCGCCAGCAGCAAGGCUUUCCCUCCUCUUGGGCUGGACUUGGGAACCAGCAGCUGCUACAACCCCCGCGGCAGCACCAAGAGCCCCUGCAGUGGCUGGGGGGGCACCACGGGUGCCUGGGGACCCUGGAGCAGAAGCCCCUCUCCUGAUAUUGAACCUCCUCCAGGAAAUCCCCUGACACCAAAGUGGGUGUCUGAGCCCCUCAGCCUGUGGGAUGGGGUCCUUCACCUGCCCCACAGCCCCGAUGACACGAAAGGCUUUGGCAGCAGCUUUGGGAGCGGAGAGCUCGUCCUCCGGCACUGA